AUGGGUACCAGCUUCAAAUGGGUAGAGUCUCCCGAACACGGCGGGGGUGGACCCGACUGGGUAGAGAAUCACAUUGAAGCUUUCGUUUCGAUCGCUGGCACACAUCUAGCCAAAGCCAUGGCAGCAUUGCUUUCCGGAGAAAUGAAGGACACUGUGCAAAUGAAUCCAGCCGGUGCCUACGGCAUGUCCAUUAUUGCUGUUCUACAUCCCCCAGGACCUCUGACGGUUUCUUGCUUAUCAGUCCUAGAGCGAUUCUUUUCCAUGAAGGAACGCCAAAAGCUGUUCCGUAGUUGGGCAGGGGCCGCCAGCAUGUGGAUCAAGGGUGGUUCCGCUGUUUGGGGUAACUCGACGAGUGCCCCUGAUGACUUGCCGAACGCCGCGCUUUCUCAUGGCCAAGUUAUCGCUUUUCGGGACUCGCUGCAAUUGAACGCUGAGACUGUUGAUCAUGAUGUCAAGAACAUGACCGCGGAUGAAGCGGGGACCUGGAUCCUUGAGCAUACGCCGUCAAGCUUCCAGAAAAUGAUCGGUACGAACUACUCGUAUGGAAUUGAACGAGAUGCGGCGAUGCUGGACAAGAAUGAUUUGGACCAUACAAAAUGGGCCAAUCCUCUGGAGGCACGGCAAGUAUUACCCCGGGCGCCGUCGAUGAAGAUAUACUGCGUCUAUGGACAUGGCAAGGACACAGAGGUGAGCUCGCCGUACGUAAGAGGAAGGCACGAAUACGAUGACUCUACGACGGACCCCGAUCAACCGCACUGCAUCGAGCCCGAGCAGGAUGGUUGCCAAAGUCCUCGCCCACCCCUCGAUAUGCCCAUGUCCAGGCGCAGCUGGAUAGACUCUGAGUACACCGAUGAGCGCGUAAACCCCAAGAUCAUCAAUGGAGUCAAAAUGGGCGAAGGUGAUGGUACAGUGAGCCUCCUCAGCCUUGGAGCAAUGUGUGUCGAAGGUUGGAAACGGGAGAGAUGGAACCCUGCUGGGAUACCAAUUACAACUGUGGAGCUUCCUCACCAGCCAGUCGCAUCCAUACCUCGCGGAGGGGCGAACACUAGCGAUCAUGUUGAUGUCCUCGGGUCUACGGGCCUUAAUGAGAUCAUCCUCAAAGUGGCUACCGGAGUUGGUCAUGAAGUACAGGACAACUUCGUAUCUAAUAUUAGAGAAUACGCGAAGAAGAUACAGUGGGAUUAA
Molecule: messenger RNA, 1185 nt
Organism: Pleurotus ostreatus (oyster mushroom)
Lineage: Eukaryota; Fungi; Basidiomycota; Agaricomycetes; Agaricales; Pleurotaceae
Exons: 9
Coding region: 1-1185 (394 amino acids)
Biological process (GO): lipid storage; triglyceride biosynthetic process
Cellular component (GO): cytoplasm; perinuclear endoplasmic reticulum
Molecular function (GO): phospholipid:diacylglycerol acyltransferase activity
Source: RefSeq, a predicted model, not a curated record